Molecule: messenger RNA, 1392 nt
Organism: Microbotryum saponariae
Lineage: Eukaryota; Fungi; Basidiomycota; Microbotryomycetes; Microbotryales; Microbotryaceae
Source: the annotation of a GenBank genome assembly
AUGUUUGCGUGAGUUUAGCUGCACCCUUCACACGAGAUGGGUGCUACCUCUAGACGGUGGCCGCCUGUGGUUGUGGUACGACCCUGCGAGCGCUCCGAUGAGCCCCGACGCCCGCCGCAGCGCUCCACCGACCGACCCACCACGCCCAGCCCGAUUAGAGCACUUGCGAUGGAUCAAUCACGCCUUGUAUGGACCGCACACGAGAGGGAACGGGUUGCGCAUAAGACGACUAGACGAAGGGGAGGAGGAGAUCUCCCUCUCGGGCCGUCAACGACGCAUCCACACUCGACCACGACACACCACCCACUGCAGCCAGAUCGUACUGGACAUGAACUGACGUACGAACCAUGCUUGACUCCACAGUCGCCAGGUCGCUCGUCAAGUGCGCACGUACGCCACCUCCGCAUCCACGGUCAGUCGACGGCUGACGGCUGACGCUCCCCCUUCCUUGGCUUUCCCCCGUGCUCCGCUCCGCCGCCGCCGCCCAAGCCAACGACGACCACCUCGCUCAGCCCGAGAUCCCAUCCCGUGCUGACCCCGUUCUCUUUCCCUCAUGAAUAGGCACCGCCAAUCCAGCUUCAUGGUCAGCCUUCCCCUGGUAACUCUCUACAGUCUCAACUCGUUGCUGACGCUCUCUCCACCCCGUUUGCGUCCCCCUUCCCCCUGCCAGGUCUCUCGGGCAAGUACGCCGGAGCUCUCUUCACCGCCGCGGCCAAGAAGGGGUUAGUUUUGAUCUCAUUCAUUCUGGAAACGUGACCGAGGCUGAUGGCUGUCCCGGUGACGUGCGCGGCUUCCAUUCCAUCCCAACAGAGGCGACGCGUUGAAGAAGGUCCAGGCCGACCUCGAGGCCGUGCACAAGACCAUCACCGCCGAGCCGACGAUCCAAGACUUCCUCUCCAACCCCGUCCUUUCGUCCGGGGACAAGUCCAAGGGGAUCGACGAGUUGCUCAUGCGAUCCAAGGCGACGGGUUCGGACCUGACCAAGAACUUUCUCGAGGUCUUGGCCGAGAACGGGCGUCUUUACCAAGCCGACAAGACGAUCGCCGACUUUUUGGAGAUCAUGUCGGCGCACCGCGGUGAGGUCAAGGUGACGAUCACGACCGCGCAACCGUUGGAGAAGGACCUGCAGAAGCGCCUCGAGGACUCGUUGAAGCAGUCCUCGUUGGCCGGUUCGGGCAAGACGCUCGUGAUCGAGAACAAGGUCAACGAGGCCGUCUUGGGCGGCUUGAUUGUCGAUUUCGGUGACAAGUCGGUCGACCUCUCGGUCGCGAGCAAGGUCAACAAGUUGAACGCGGCGUUGCAAGGUCAGUCCUCUCCCGUGAACCUUUGGUUGACCGAUCCUAGUGAUCUGACUCGGGAACCUCUUUAUGAUCUCGCCCAGAAUCCGUCUAA